AUGGCUAAAGAGUAUGAUUAUGGAGUCUAUCUUUCAUCCAAUGUUGCAGGCGAGAUUGAGGGUGAAAAUGUUGUGUCGGCAGUGGCAGUUUCUUCCGAGCCUCGUUCUUGUAUUGCAAAUAAUAAGUCCGUUAAUUCUAGCAAUAGCAGAAGGGGCACUAAUCGUAGAAGUGAUAUUCACGGUCAGUACUCAGAUUUAUUGAGGCUUUUCGAGUAUGGAGGUUUCCCUCCUGCAGCAAACUACUUAUUCUUAGGAGAUUACGUUGACCGUGGGAAGCAGAGUCUGGAGACUAUUUUUCUUCUGCUUGCCUACAAGAUCAAAUACCCUGAAAACUUUUUUCUUCUAAGAGGAAACCAUGAGUGUGCUUCUAUUAACAGAAUCUACGGAUUCUAUGACGAGUGUAAACGAAGAUUCAACAUGAAGCUCUGGAAACUAUUUACAUACACUUUUAACUGUCUCCCUGUGGCAGCUGUCAUAGACGAAAAGAUACUUUGUAUGCACGGUGGACUGUCUCCCGAUUUGACCAAUGUGGAACAGAUUAAGAACAUAGAGCGUCCAAGUGAUAUUCCAGACUCUGGUUUGCUUUGUGACCUUCUUUGGUCUUGGGAUCUGAGAUAA
Molecule: messenger RNA, 618 nt
Organism: Camelina sativa (false flax)
Lineage: Eukaryota; Viridiplantae; Streptophyta; Magnoliopsida; Brassicales; Brassicaceae
Source: RefSeq, a predicted model, not a curated record